Molecule: messenger RNA, 758 nt
Organism: Teleopsis dalmanni
Lineage: Eukaryota; Metazoa; Arthropoda; Insecta; Diptera; Diopsidae
Product: homeotic protein distal-less-like
Exons: 3
Coding region: 237-758 (173 amino acids)
Biological process (GO): regulation of transcription by RNA polymerase II
Molecular function (GO): DNA-binding transcription factor activity, RNA polymerase II-specific; RNA polymerase II cis-regulatory region sequence-specific DNA binding
Source: RefSeq, a predicted model, not a curated record
GUUCUAUUAUUUUUAUUGCACAUUCAAUUUGUUAUAUUGACUAGUUCUACGUUUUAUGUUAAAGACCCACAUUUUAAUCCAUUAGCCAUUGGAGAAAAAAAUAUUUCCUUUAUAUAACGCGUUAAAAAGAAACCGCCAAAAUUUUAGAAAAAGUGGCCUCAAUAGGCGCCAACACGCUUAAUUUUACUGAUAUAGGGAGCCCCUACGAGGGGCCUCCCAGUACCCCACAAUCCGGUAUGGAUGCACCAGAUGCGCCGCAUACACCAAAAUAUAUGGAUGGCGGUACAACGACAACAGUACCCGGUAAUAUGCCUGGUAAAUCAGCAUUUGUGGAAUUACAACAACAUGCCGCCGCUGGUUACGGUGGCAUACGUGGAGGAUAUCAACAUUUUGGACCACAAGGUGGACAAGACUCUGGUUUUCCAAGUCCACGUAGUGCACUAGGUUAUCCAUUCCCGCCCAUGCAUCAAAAUUCAUAUUCCGGCUAUCAUUUGGGUAGUUAUGCGCCGCCAUGUGCAAGUCCACCAAAGGAUGAUUUUUCCAUUUCCGACAAAUGUGAGGAAUCUGGUUUACGCGUCAAUGGUAAAGGCAAGAAAAUGCGAAAACCUAGAACGAUUUAUAGUUCACUGCAGUUACAGCAAUUAAAUCGACGGUUUCAGCGCACCCAAUACUUAGCAUUGCCGGAACGCGCAGAAUUGGCAGCGAGUUUGGGUUUAACUCAAACACAGGUGAGUGAUUUCGAUUUAAUUAAGGCUUGA